Messenger RNA from Rosa chinensis, 723 nucleotides. RefSeq lists its product as uncharacterized. Gene Ontology annotation, molecular function: RNA-DNA hybrid ribonuclease activity; nucleic acid binding. The transcript has a single exon. NCBI's taxonomy places the organism in Eukaryota, Viridiplantae, Streptophyta, Magnoliopsida, Rosales, Rosaceae. Bases 1 to 723 code for a protein of 240 amino acids. The record is from RefSeq and is a predicted model, not a curated record.
AUGACAGGGGAUGUUAUUAGUUGGUUAAGUCAGUGUGCUAAAGACUUGUCAUUACCUCAGUUCAGAGAACUUUUGUUUUCUCUUUGGGGUGUUUGGAAGGAAAGAAAUGAUAGAGUUUGGAAUCAAAAGAGGCUCGAGGCCUGGGAUGUUAGCUUGGGGAUUGUUUCUCGGUUAAAGGAGUUCAGAUUUCAUAAUCAGAAACCUCCCCGAUCCAAAUCUGUAUACAGAGCAGUGUGGAGGACACCCCCAGUAGGUCUGGUUAAGAUAAAUGUGGAUGGUGCAUUUCAUCAUGUUACUAGGAAAGGUGGACUGGGUUUUGUAAUCAGAAACGAGACUGGAGUGAUGUUAGGAGGAGGGGCUUGGUCUGUGAGUGGUUUGCUUUCUUCGGAACACGCUGAAAUUUUGGCAUGCAAAGCUGCAUUAGAGUUUGCAGGGGAGCACGGUUUUGGUCCAGCUAUACUGGAAAUCGACGCAUUUGAGGUUCAGCAUCAACUCUCGAGGUGUGCUUCAGCUAACUUAUCACUAUUGGGCAGAAUCUAUGAUGAUGUAGGGAUACUUUUGAAGUCCCAUAGUGUGGUGCAGGUGUUACAUGUCAGUCGGCAAGGAAAUGGGAUUGCGCAUGUGUUGGCUACCUAUGGUCACUCUCUUAGGCAGAAUGCUUUUUAUUUUUCAGUUCCAGAUUUCUUACAAGUUGUGAUUGCAGCUGAGCUUUGUACUUUGUAG